AUGUCCAAACUUGCCUACCGCCAUCACCCACUGACCAACCCAAAUGAAUUCAAUACACAAUGUGCUCAAGCCAUCAUGGACAGAAUUCAAAAUGCACUCAACAAACAUUCUCGUGCCAUGAUUGGCUUGAGUGGUGGUUCUACUCCAAUUCCCAUCUAUAAAAUCCUUUCCGAACUUUUAAAACCACUCCUUCCCAACAAGAAUAUAAUUUUCUUUUUAAUGGAUGAUCGUUAUGUUCCGAUGGACCAUGCUGACAGUAACCAAAAAUUAGUAUUGGAUUCUCUCAAUGUUACUCAGGACCAAGUUACUCUCCUAUUUCCAAACAGUCAAUUACCCAUUGAUGAAUGUGUGAAAGAUUAUCAAGAGAGAUUACAACGUGAAUUAGAAAAGCAACCCAAUCAGAGAGUUACUCUAUCCACUUUGGGAAUGGGACCUGAUGGUCAUACUUGUUCCAUAUUUCCAGCCACUACAAAGAAUAGUGACAUUUUCUGUGAUGAAUUCAAAGUGGUGCACACGACCACUACUCAAUUUGCAGUAUUUGAUAGAAUCACUGUGAAUUAUCACUUUUUAUUGAAUCAAUCAGAAGAAUUAUUCAUGUUUUUCAGAGGAAAAGAUAAGUGGCACUUAUGGAAAGAAAUGGAACAGUUCAUUUUGGAGAAGAGAAAUGGCUCUGCCCAUGAUACCAAUGAUUGGUUGAAAUAUCCAUGCCUUCCAUUUUUAUGUAUGGACAAUUGUGUUUUAUUCAGUAGUGACUGA
Molecule: messenger RNA, 756 nt
Organism: Naegleria lovaniensis
Lineage: Eukaryota; Heterolobosea; Eutetramitea; Acrasida; Naegleriidae
Exons: 1
Coding region: 1-756 (251 amino acids)
Biological process (GO): pentose-phosphate shunt; carbohydrate metabolic process
Molecular function (GO): 6-phosphogluconolactonase activity
Source: RefSeq, a predicted model, not a curated record